GGCGGAAUAUCAUGGUACGGCGUCGAUUGAGUUUCUGUAAAUUUAGUAUAAUAUUUUAGUGUAUGUGCUAAUGGAUUUACAAUAGUAGAAAUAAGGGAAUAGUGUAAUUUAUAAAAUGGAGACUAAAGCCAUAGACGGCAUGUGCCGGUGUUGUGCUUCGUCGGGUAUUUUCAAAGACAUGUAUGCGACAUAUAACUGGAUGGGAGAAGACGAGAUUUAUGCAAAUAUGCUACAAUAUUGUUUUGAUAUAACACUAUCAACAGCACAAGACCAAAACAAUGGUGGUAUCUGUGAGGUGUGCAUUACACAAUUACGGAAUGCUGCAAACUUUAAGAAGCAAGUUCAACAGACAGAGAUACAGUUCAAAAAGUUACAGGAAGAAAAAGAAUUCAGUCCUAAACCUGUGAAAAUAGAAAUAUCAGAAAUGACAGAAUUAUUGGAUGAUGUGAUUAAUUCUGAUAAUGAAAUGUCCGAUUCCGAUACAGAAUUUACUGUUAAUAUAAAACAAGAAAAUCCGGAGCCAAAAGCGAAGAAGAGAGCGAAAGCAACAAGUUCUAGAGCUGAUGAUACUGGAGAACCAUCGAAUAAACGCCGCAAUGCAGAGAGAAAGGCCCGAAGACGGGUAGAUGAAGUCAACACGAAAAUUAAAACUACCCAUCGCGAAAAACAUUUGCCGGAAAUGCAAAAGCAAUGGCACAAUUUAACCACCUUACUAAAAUAUUCAAAUGCUACACCUUUUAAAGAUAGGAAUGAUGCUGGAUACAUCUGUGCGUAUUGCUUCAAGACUUAUCCAGACCCAGAUGUUUUGAGGAAUCAUACGCAAUACGAACAUGUUAAAGAAAAACCAACCUACAAAGCAGGAACAGGAAUGAGCAGUUUUGUCGCAUUCCUAGAUGUAGUUAAUCUAAAAUGUACGAUCUGUGAUCAAGCAAUGGAUAAUUUAAAGUCACUUAUAGAUCAUCUAGUCAAAGUUCACGAUACGAAGUAUUAUGUUGGCCUAACUGAUUAUUUCCAACCCUUCAAGUUGACAAACGAUCAGCAGAUGAAAUGCUGCCUUUGUAAUGAAGUGUAUCACAAUAUGAAAUUGUUGAUGCAGCAUAUGAAUGUACAUUACAGAAAUUUUAUAUGUACGAUAUGUGGUGCUGGAUUUGUAAAUAGUUUUAGACUGAACAGACAUGAAACUACGCAUGCUAAAAAGAAAUCUAGCUUCCCGUGUAGACAGUGCGGUCAAGUGUUUGCCGCGGAGUCAAAGAAAAAAGCACACGUUAAUACAGAACAUAAAGGUAUAGCUGGGGAUAGUGUUUGUCAGAUUUGUAAGGCAAGAUUUAAGAAUUACUAUCAGAAGACCAGACACAUGAUGCAGAUUCAUAAUGUUGAAGGAAUACAUCGUACCAUGAGAAAGAUCGGAACACAAUCAACCGUAUUACUUAAUAAAAGCAGGGGUCGCGAAUUAAUGAAACACAGAAAUAAUAUCAGAGAGAUUUUAAAAUCCUCGAAUGCAACCCCGAUACGAUGUCACGCAGGCAUCGGCUAUGCAUGUGCCUUCUGUGACAAACAAUAUCCAGACCCUAAAGAUCUCAAGAAGCAUACAUUGGAAGAACAUGACUCGAAAACAAAGCGGAAGUUUAUGGAGGGGAAACAGAUGUUCUCUUAUCUCGUGAAGCUCGAUAUAACCUCCUUGAAAUGUAACCUCUGUGAUAGCAACAUUCCCACACUAGAACAACUCAUAGACCAUUUGAUUAAUUUACAUAAUAGAAAAUUUUAUAUUGAUAUCAAUAAUCAUAUAUUACCAUUCAAAUUUGAUAGUGAUCUGUUACUCAAAUGCGUCUAUUGUGUGAGUGUUUUCAAUAAAUUUAAGGCUCUACUGGAGCAUAUGAACAUUCACUAUAGGAAUUACGUCUGCGAUGAAUGUGAUGCUGGAUUCGUUAACAAAAAUAUAUUAUUAAAUCAUGCAGAAGGACACAAAAAGGGUAUAUUCAAAUGUGAUUUCUGUGAUAAAGUAUUCGAUACACAUCGUAAGAAGAAGUCGCACGAGAAAUCUGUGCACAUACAUUUAAAUAUGUUGAAUAGAUGUGGAUAUUGUAAUCAGAGAUUUAACACUUACAGUAGGAAAUUGGAGCAUUUGAUUAAAGUCCACGGCGUGCAAUCGCCAUUGUUAAAAUGUAAAGCUUGUGACAAACAAUUCGAAACACAAAAGUCUCUAACAGUUCAUGUAAAACGUGACCAUUUAUUGGAAAGGAGACACGAAUGCAAGAUUUGCGAUAUGAAAUUCUUCGUGACACAUCAAUUGCAGCAGCAUAUGAUUAAGCAUACGGACUUAGCUAGUUUUGUAUGCGAAGUGUGCCACAAGGCGUAUAAACGUAGAAAGACUUUGAAAGAACAUCUUCGUAUACAUGCGGAUGAUAGACGGUUUAAGUGCGAACAUUGUGGCCAAGCGUUUGUACAGAAAUGCAGCUGGCGAGGUCAUAUGCGUGCGAAACAUGGGGAAGCUGUUUAGUAUUUAUAACACUAUAAAUUAAGAAGUAUU
Molecule: messenger RNA, 2527 nt
Organism: Papilio machaon (common yellow swallowtail)
Lineage: Eukaryota; Metazoa; Arthropoda; Insecta; Lepidoptera; Papilionidae
Product: zinc finger protein 93
Exons: 6
Coding region: 116-2497 (793 amino acids)
Biological process (GO): regulation of transcription by RNA polymerase II
Cellular component (GO): nucleus
Molecular function (GO): zinc ion binding; DNA-binding transcription factor activity, RNA polymerase II-specific; RNA polymerase II transcription regulatory region sequence-specific DNA binding
Source: RefSeq, a predicted model, not a curated record